Trichoderma aggressivum f. europaeum is the source of this 1392-nucleotide messenger RNA. Its product is annotated as transcriptional regulator family: Fungal Specific TF. Gene Ontology annotation, cellular component: nucleus. The transcript has a single exon. Bases 1 to 1392 code for a protein of 463 amino acids. Gene Ontology annotation, molecular function: transcription cis-regulatory region binding; DNA-binding transcription factor activity. NCBI's taxonomy places the organism in Eukaryota, Fungi, Ascomycota, Sordariomycetes, Hypocreales, Hypocreaceae. Gene Ontology annotation, biological process: positive regulation of transcription by RNA polymerase II. The record is from RefSeq and is a predicted model, not a curated record.
AUGGCCGACACCAGACCCCAUACUGUUCGUGACAAGAACUUGUCGCCGCAGACGCUUUCAAGCUUUGAUGGAACAGAGACUGAUCCUCGGCUGCUAGCGCUUCAAGAAGAGCUGCGAAACGUUCUCUUCGUUGGUGUAGCUAACCCGCCAGCCAGCCAACAUCCGUCUUCCCCUUCGGCUGGUCUUGGAGAGUCGGCUUCGAAGCAGGAUGGAUUCGACUUUACUCAGACGACAGUCCCCAAAACCCGUAUCAUUAAGCAUCUGAAGAACUGGAUAUCAGAAUGUGCCCCUCAUUUUGAUAAAUUUGACGAGGCUCGUCACUUCGGCAUCCACAUACCAAACAUCGCUCGGACCUCACCAGCACUAUUUUAUGCCAUGCUAGCCUUCUCUGCUACGCAAUCAGAGAGGAAAAAGCAUCUUAGUGGAACUCUUGAUAGCCUGGAAUUCUAUCAAGCGUCUAUUGAGUUCUUAAAAACAGAACUACGCGAGGGAAACGCGACCAGCCUGAUGACUGCCUGCAUUCUAGCCUGCUUAGAACUAAUGUCCGGUAACUCUAAGAAUUGGAGACGCCAUGUGGAAGGAUGUGCUGCUCUGUUUGAGGCUUCCGGAGUAAAUGGCUUCUCCGGUGGUCUUCUCCAGCCAGUCUUUUGGUGCUACGCGCAUAUGGAUCUUUGCGGCGCCAUUAUUGCAGAUGGCAUGAAGAGCAGUGUACUUGGAACUGAUAAAUGGAUUCCCAAAUCACUAGCCAACUCACCUAAUGAGAUACGAGACAUGUUUCAUCAUACAAGCCGGGACAACCCCGAUAUGCAUGCAAACUGGGUGGUCUAUCUAUGUGCCAAAGCUUGCGAUCUGGCUUGCGGAAGACACAAGUUCUUAGAGCAAGACCAGCAAGAGGAAGCCGGCAGUCAGCCAUUUAACGAGCAGUGGAACCAGUUAUGGAAUGACUUGGAAUAUUGGGCUGAGGCUCGUGGUCCUGCAAUGCUACCGGUCAAAACUAAGGCGGCUACUGGCCAGGGAUUUCCUGAGAUACUCUAUGCUCAUCACGCGGCCAUCUCUGCAAACCAACUACGCCAUGCCGCCUCAAUCAUAAUGCUAGAGAUACAACCUCAAGAUAGAGCAGGCCUCUGUUCGGAACCACACUGGUCCGCUUUGUGGCAUGCUCGACAUAUAUGUGGCAUCUCUUUAACGAAUUCACACGCAGGAAGUCUUGUCAAUGCAAUUCAGCCUCUCUUUCUGGCGGGAAGGCUGUUUACUCACCCCAAGGAACAUUUUACCAUUGGUAAACUGCUCAAGUUUAUUGAAGAUACAACUGGAUGGGGCACGCUGUGGAGGGUGGCAGAUUUGGAACAAGCCUGGGGCUACAGGCGCGGAGACAUAUUGUCGUGCAUUUAA